GGAGAGAGCGACACGCAGCAGGGAGAGAAGCCAACAUCGCCCUGCCCAGCAACAGGACUCCACGCUGAGACCCUAAAGAUGCUGAGACCCGCGUGGACCCCGCUCCUGGCGGUCCUGGGCGUGCUGCUGCUUCACUUGGCCGGAGGAGUCAACAGCCAGUGCUGGGAAAGCAGCAAGUGCAGCGAUCUCACUACAGAAACCGGCAUCUUGGGCUGCAUCAAAGCCUGCAAGCUGGACCUGACUGCCGAGUCCCCCAUGUACCCGGGCAACGGCCACCUGCAGCCCUUGUCCGAAAACAUCCGGAAGUACGUGAUGAGCCACUUCCGCUGGAACAAGUUCGGCAGGAGGAACAGCAGCAGCAGCGUGGGGCACAAGAGAGAAGAGCUCCCCAGCCACCCCCUCCUCGGCCUCUUUCCCGGGGCCGCCCAGGACAGAAACGAGGAGGAAGACGAAGGAGCAGCCCAGGGAAGGCAAGAGAACAAGCGGUCCUACUCGAUGGAGCACUUCCGGUGGGGCAAGCCGGUGGGAAGGAAGAGGAGACCCAUCAAGGUCUACCCCAACGGCGUGGAGGAGGAGUCCGCCGAGAGCUACCCCAUGGAGUUCAGAAGAGACCUCUCCGAGGAGCUGGACUACCCGGAGCUCCACUCCCCGGACAGCGCCGAGAGUGAGGAGGUGGCCGUCUCGGACGAGGAGGAGAUGAUGAAGAAGGACGGCGGGGCCUACAAGAUGCGCCACUUCCGCUGGAACACGCCGGCCCUGGACAAGCGGUACGGCGGCUUCAUGACCUCAGAGCACAGCCAGACGCCUCUAGUGACUCUUUUUAAGAACGCCAUCAUCAAAAGCGCCUACAAGAAGGGCCAAUAAAGGGGGCUGGGGAGGGCGCGGGGCUGACCGGCCAAUGGGUCCCCGAGGAGGUAGCUUCACGAUCCCGCUGGCAUGUGUUCUUCACUUAGAUCCCGUUAAAACAAAGUCACUUCUUAUGUCGUUGUUGUUCUACAAGCAGUCUGCGGUUAGGGAAUGAUGUCGCGCUCUUCUCCUCCGCUCGGCCUCUGUCCAACAAGCCGGCACCCCUGGAAAUGACCCCUUUCGUACUGUA
Molecule: messenger RNA, 1096 nt
Organism: Alligator sinensis (Chinese alligator)
Lineage: Eukaryota; Metazoa; Chordata; Crocodylia; Alligatoridae
Gene: POMC
Product: proopiomelanocortin
Exons: 3
Coding region: 79-864 (261 amino acids)
Cellular component (GO): extracellular region
Molecular function (GO): hormone activity
Source: RefSeq, a predicted model, not a curated record